Messenger RNA from Pimephales promelas (fathead minnow), 3141 nucleotides. RefSeq names its product fibrinogen silencer binding protein. The record is from RefSeq and is a predicted model, not a curated record. NCBI's taxonomy places the organism in Eukaryota, Metazoa, Chordata, Actinopteri, Cypriniformes, Leuciscidae.
AUGGUAUACAAAUCAUAUGAAAUGCACAAAUGGGUGAAUUGCCUUUCUUUUUUUACGCCCGGAGCGUCUUUUUGCGCAUGUGUCUCCAGUCUGUUGUUUAAAUUUCUUACGGACCGCUUAAACCCAGGGGGUGGGGACAAAGUGUAAUAUAUUCGGGAUAAAAUCGUCAGACUGAUGAUUGCAUACUUCACAUGUGUGCCUGGUGACCCCUUGCGCAUCAGGUGGACCCCAGAUGCAUUUCCGUUGAGCACCGAUGAUCAAGCAACCUCACACACUCGUAUUUACCUGUGGCAUCCAGAGUUUAACAUAUCACUGCACCUGAAACUCUGGAAGCGCACUGCACACAACGGGACCAAACCGACCUUACCUUCCUGUAAUGCUGGAGUGUAAAACUCAAAAACUGACACUGUGAUACUGCCAAUGUUGCCAUCUAAAACUAUACAUGCAACACUUAAAGUUUUUAAACUAGACUGUUCUGUUGAAUAUAAAAACAAAUAGUGAUUUUAUAGAUUUUCUAUAAAUGAAGUAACACAUAGUACCUCAACAUAAGCCUUUGUACCCAGUAACACACAAAUACACUCAUGCUGACCACCAUGACAUACCGCAUGCCAAACUUCACUCUGGAGCAAAAGCUUUUCCUGCUUCGGAGAAUCCAUGCGGUGGUGGACACAGUCCAGGACUUUCGGAAAGACACCAACACUACUGUGCACCGGAAUGCUGUAUGGGCAGAGCUGGCUCAGGCCUUCAAUUCGGCGUUCCCCAGUCGACCCCCCAGCAGCAUCGGGUCUCUGAAGACGCUGUGGAAACGACUGAAGGUGGAAUGUCGAGUAGCGCUGCAGAAGAGACAGGAACAGCAGGCAGCUGGGCAUCCUGUGUCUGCCCUCACUCAGGUGCAGAGAGAAGUCAUUGCCCUGGUGCCAAACCUGAUCUCCUGUCUGGAGGAGGUAGAUGGAGAUGGGAGCUAUGCCUCAGUUAGGAGCGGCUCACCUGGAGCAGUGAUGGGUCUUUCAGGCUCUAAUGGGAGUGAGCAUGAAGAUGCUGACCACAGUCAAAAUGAUGAAGUAGACAGCAAGGAGAACUUAGCCAUUGAACUUGGUUUGGCUUCACCUUCUCACCUACUUUUCAACUCUGGGAUUCCUCCUGGCACUGUGUCCUCUCCUCUCUGCUCACAAUCAGUCUCUUCCAGGUCCAGUCGUCCCUCCCUCAUCUACCCAACCCACGCAGGAAGCACCUCAGGGCUGGCACCAGGGACUAGGGGUGAAAACUUUGAGAUCAUACACAGAGAGCCUGCGGUGCCACGUGCUCCUGCCAGAGGAUCAGUUGAGAAUUCAUUGCCGCCGACGGACUCUUAUACCUCAGACUCAAAAUGGGAGUCACGUCGACAGGAACUGUUUGAGCUGGAGCAUCAGCAGAAGAUGAGUCUGUUACUGCUGCAGCAGUGUGUGUGGGAGGAGAAGAGGAAAGCAGUGAGACAGAAAGAGAAGGCGGCACGGGCCAAGAAGAGAUAUUAUCAAGCCAAACUACGGAAGAUGGGCGCGGAUUAUCUGCCCUCCAGUAGCGACAGCGAGGAAAACGAACAUCCACAGACAUGAACACAGAUGUUUAUGACAUCUUAGCUAUUUUUACUUUCAUUUGGAAAGUCAUUUUUUUUUAUUCGAUCAAUGUUGUUUAUUUACAAAACAAUAUAUUUUUUAAACUUAAUUGGUGUUUAGGUAUGUACCAUGUGUAUCAUAUGGAGGGGGGAUUCACUCAUGCAGGCUUCGUUCCAUUGGCAGAUAGAAAUCUCAUCUCCUUUUAUCCUCUCUCUCAUCAACACGGGUGCUGCAUUCCAUUCAGUCAAAAGUAGGAUAUUUCUACUUAAAGGGACCAAAAUUCCCAAAUUGAAAAAUUCAUCAUUUACUGACCGUAUGAGACUUGCUUUCUUGUUUUGAACACAAAAUAAUAUAUUUCAAAAAGAGUAUAGUUUGUCCUUAAAAUUAAAGUAAAUCAGGUCCUGUGUUAUUUUGGACCCCAUUGACUUUCACUGUAUGGACAAAAAUAAUUUUUGAUUAUAAAAAAAGACACAUCCAUCAAAAAAAUACAUUCUGUGUGAACGGCCCUAAACCCUCACAUGAUCAGGCCAGAAUUGAGCAGCGAUAUUCAGUCCUGCUUGAUGGGAAGAGGAAAUGAAUUGAAAUGAGAUUUCUAAUGUUACUGUAUAGCAUUUUAAUUUGAUGAUUGUAUCAGGAUCAAACCAAGGAUGGAUUAAUGUCCUGCAAGGCCCCCUUUUGAUGCAAUUGUGAUUCAUAAUGUCUAAAUAGCAGGAAAUUAUUCUGCAAUUAUGAGGAAAAGUCCAUUUAUAAAAGUGCAAUUGCAAGAAAGCUAUUGUCAGACCAGAAUCCUUCCUUGGGUUUAACCGUUUUAGGACAGUGUUUUCAGGACCAACCAUUUGAUUCAGUUUACUGUAGCUGAUUUAUACUAUGCAGGUUUUUUUCAGGUAAACAAGUGCUUCUCAUAAACUUUCUACUCAUGGACUGGUUGAAUUUAGUGUUGUUCACUUGUCUUAAACAGUGUUUGGCAGAUCCCUCUGUCCUUUUCAAGUUAUGAAAAAGCAUAAUUAAAGGUGUAGUUCAACCCCCCAUCCCUAUAAAUUGACGCUUUGAUUUUUGGAUGAACUGUCCCUUUAAGAAGUGUUACAAUAGUAGCCUGGAAAUGGAGUGUGUAAAUCAGUGAAACAAAAUGAGAACUAGUGGAAAAGCAGAUUCGAAAUUUAAAUGUAGAUGUAAUUUAAUUUGAUUCGAUUGAAAUUUGACGUGUAAUGUGACGAACAAGUACAGAAGCAUGGUAGUGUUAACUCUUUUAUUGACGCCCAUCGGGUCUCGUUUUCAACUCCCAUUGGUAGCAGAUUUUUUUUUUCUGAUAACCCCCCAUCAGUAAAAGCAAUACAACAUGUCCUGUAAUAAACAUGUUGAGCCAUUAUACAUUCCCCUUUUCUCUCUUCCACCCAGUCAUUGUCUUCCACUGCUCUCUCUCUCUCUCUCUCUGAUGGACAGAGGACAUUUCUUUUCCCAGAAAGCAUUGUGAACAGAAGAGGAGGGGGACAUAUUAGACAGAACAUAUACAAAAAAUUCACACAUAAAACAUUUGAAACGGAUGAAAUCU